Porites evermanni is the source of this 1830-nucleotide messenger RNA. Lineage: Eukaryota; Metazoa; Cnidaria; Anthozoa; Scleractinia; Poritidae. The record is from the annotation of a GenBank genome assembly.
AUGUCAGGGGUCCAAGUCGAUGCUAAAAUCAACGGUCUGUUUAAUGACAUGAAGAUGAGAAGCAAACACAAGUUUGCAUUCUUUAAAAUUGAAGGAAAGAAGAAAAUUGUUGCUGACGUGUGUGGUGAUCCAUGCAAAACAGAAACAAAAGAAGAAGAUGAAGAACAGUUUAAUAGAAUGAAGGAACAACUCAGCAAUGAGCCACGAUAUAUUUUGUAUGAUUUUGGAUUUAUGAAGAAGGAUGGCAGGCGAGUUAAUAAGCUGGCAUUCAUCUUUUGGUGAGUGAGACUGUCUCUGUAUUUUUAUUAAUUGGUGACCGGGCAUAAAAUUUUCCUUUAGUUUCAAGACAUUUUACAGGUGUUUUAAGCUGGAUUUUAAUGCAUGCAGCUCGAAAGAGUCAAAGUUGUAAGACGUUUUAUUUCAUUAACCUGGUGAAAAUCAAAGACUUUAUUUGAGUCGUACGGGGUUAUAAGUAAAACAGAAUCGGUGGCCUACGUGUCAGGCGUUUGAAAGAAAAUGGGAAGGGAAUUCCGGCCGCUCGAGAAGCGCGAAAGGCGCGCGAGUGGAGUAUAUGGUCUUUUUCGUUAUUCACAUCGACCAGAGAGAUGCAAAAAUAAUUAUUUGAUUUUAAUUAAUGAUACCUUAAUCCAAUUGGUUGAAGUCAACAUCAUGCUAUUGGGGACUUCUUACUGGUGAUAAAAGCGCUUGAAACUUACUUUUAUCGCGGCUUUUUUUACAGAUCCUUAAACUCGUUUCAUAAACUCGGCACGCGUCGUUGCAAAUUUCCUCCUUCAGUUUAGCUAUAAACGGCGUCGAACUCAGGCCACUUUGGUGGAAGGUGAAUGCUCUCUCCACGGCGCCUCCCUUGCUCCCUGAAUCGACGUAUUAUUAAUCAACGUGCACUCAUCAAGAGAUAAUUUAUUAAAAAAGUAGCCUAUUCCAGGCUCUCAGAUAGUAGGGAAGUGUAUUAAAGGCAGCGAAAAUAUAAGCACGCGAUCUGGGAAAAGAAGGCGGUGCCGCCCUUCCACUCUCCAGUCUCCUCAGUAUAUUUCUCCUCCUCAGUAUAUUUUCGUGUUAGCGCUUUCUCCAUUUCCCUGACCCGACUAUCUCGGAGCCUUGAACGGGCUAAUAAAAACGGUCUUUAGGUUUUAGUUUGUAUGAUAAAGUACACCCUUAUUGCCUGGUUCUCAUUUCUACUUAGAGACUGUUCACAUGAGGUGAGCCAGCUUGGUUAGCAAGACUGGCCUUCUUUACCAGGCUGGUUCGGCUCGUUCCUUGUUUCCUUACAAAAUCGGUGUUGUGUUUACAUGAGAAGACCGGCUGGCGCACUUGCUGAGAUCUUCCUUGGAGGAACCAAGAUCUCGGCAAGCGCAGCCGAGCCAACCGGUUAACUCGGCUGGCUCACCUUAUCUCCCUCUUUUGUUUCAGGUGUGACGAAAAUGCAAAGAUUGGAGACAAAAUGAUAUACGCAUCUUCAAAAGACACCAUCAAAAAGUCCUUCACUGGUUUAUCACUGGAAUUCCAAGCAAACGAUGAGGGUGAUUUGGAUUACACAACUUUAAGUGAGGAAGUGGAAACUAGAAACGCUUAGAUAGCAUACAUCAGAACACGACACUCAAGCUUUUUUACAACUUUUCCUUUUUGUUUUUGUAUAAUCUGCCGUUUAAGUUUUAGAUGACAAGAAAUAUCAAUAACUGCAUGCAAUCUGACUUCAUUUUAUACCUGUUAUCUCUGACCGCCUAUUGAAUUUAACAAUGGUGGGAGGCCAUUUUGUAGAUAGAAUUAUUUAAAACCUUUAAAUACCUGGAAGGAAGCGAAUGUUUUGACACC